AUUGGAAGCUGCUAUUGGCCACGAAUCCCUUUCCUCCUCGGCAUCUUUUCUAUGACGAAAAUUCUCCGCGCCGAACAUCUGUUCGAUUUUAUACCGCAAAUGUCAAAAAGGAAAUGUGUUGGAACUGCAACCUCUUGAAUUCUCUUGUCCCUGUGAAGGAAGCUGCCCGGUUGGGAAGCAGAAAAUGCUGCUGGUCACUAUCACUACUGUCUAACGGUUUUGGAAAAAUCACUGCUGUGCAGAGCAUUAUCUUCACCUUUUCAUGAAAUGAGCCUGAUCAUACGUAAUCUGCAGAGAGCCAUCCCUAUCAGGAGAGUGCCACUUCGCAAGAAGAUAGAGCAACUCCGUUGCAUUUUGGGUGUGCAGAGGUUUGAUCUCGGUGUGGUCUGUGUUAGUAAUAGACACAUUCAGCUGCUCAAUAGAACAUACAGAGGGAAGAAUAUCCCUACUGAUGUGCUGUCAUUUCCUUUUCAUGAGAAUCUGAGGGCAGGAGAUCUACCACAGCCUUGUGAUCCAGAUGAAUACAAUUUAGGAGACAUUUUUCUAGGAGUAGAAUAUAUCUAUCGACAGUGUGAGGAGAAUAAGGAAGAUUCCAAUAGUAUUCUUAUAGUAACGAUUGCUCAUGGCAUCUGCCACUUACUUGGAUAUAAACACAGCACAGAAGCGGAAUGGCAACAGAUGUAUGAGAAGGAAGCACAAAUUCUCCAACAGCUAAGCAGAUUGUCAGGCACAAACUUCCAACCACUGACCAAAAGCCACUUCUAGUGGUUAUAUCCAUAUGUUGGCCCACAAAUAAAAGACAAUGAAGUUCUAA
This is a messenger RNA of Rhineura floridana, 814 nucleotides long. It is a transcript of the gene YBEY, whose product is annotated as ybeY metalloendoribonuclease. The coding region runs from base 268 to 765 and encodes 165 amino acids. Lineage: Eukaryota; Metazoa; Chordata; Lepidosauria; Squamata; Rhineuridae. Gene Ontology annotation, molecular function: metalloendopeptidase activity. Gene Ontology annotation, biological process: rRNA processing. The record is from RefSeq and is a predicted model, not a curated record. The transcript has 5 exons.